AUGCUCAGUGACCCUGUGAAUACACAGAAACUUAUCCAAUCGGGGAAUACCAAAAAAUCUGAUUUGAUAGCUGUCUGCCCAACAACUACGGCUGCUUUUCUACAUGCAGCAGCCAACAUGGAUAUAGACAUAAUCACCUACCAUCCGACUGAAACCAAAGAAUUGCUGAGAUUCACCAGAAAACAUUAUCGCCAAGCUACUGACAGAGGAAUAUUUUUUGAGAUUCCCUAUUCACAUAUGCUUAGAGAUUCGUCAAAUAGGAAAAAGAUUAUCCAGAUUUCACAUUUGUACCAUACAGUUGGCAAAUCCCGGAACGUCAUAAUCAGUAGUGGAGCUCUUACACCAUUAGAACUUCGCAAUCCUUACGACGUAGCGAAUUUAGGAUUACUUCUUGGAUUAAGUGAAGGAGAAGCUAGAUCUGCUUUAAAUUUGAGUGGACGAUCCGUUGCACUUCAUGCUGUGACUCGAAAAACAGGAAAAUGUGUCAGCUUUAUUGCUGAAACUGACAAGUUGGAUCCAGAGGAACAAUGGAAAGCUAAGGAAAUAACUGACGCGGAAGAAAGACUUGCGGGAGAACCAGAGCCCAAAAAGAUGAAAAUGGAAACUGCUUAG
Molecule: messenger RNA, 612 nt
Organism: Daphnia pulex (common water flea)
Lineage: Eukaryota; Metazoa; Arthropoda; Branchiopoda; Diplostraca; Daphniidae
Gene: Rpp30
Product: ribonuclease P protein subunit p30-like
Exons: 6
Coding region: 1-612 (203 amino acids)
Biological process (GO): tRNA processing
Cellular component (GO): nucleolar ribonuclease P complex
Molecular function (GO): RNA binding
Source: RefSeq, a predicted model, not a curated record